AUGAACUCUGACUUAGUUGCCUCUGAUUUUGUUCCAGCUAAAGAGGAAGGUAAUGCUGUGCCUCUUUGUUGAGCCAAACCCACCCCCAGCUUUAUUAAUCUUCAAGCAAGUUCCCCACCAGCCACUUGCCUGAAAAUCACGGCAACAAAGCUGUCCUCAGGAAUUGACCACAAGCCCAAGGAAUGCCUAGGACUCCUAGAAUUGGGGUUUUCCAGAGGCUACAUGGAUGUGACAUCACAACAGAUUGGAUACAGUCUUUCUCCUUCCAGGCCCCUGAUCGACCAGCCAAGCCAUUCAUCACUACUGUCCAGAACUCCACGUAUACUCGACCUCAGGCCACUUCUGCCAUACAAAGUAAACGACUGGCUAGGUUCGAUGCUCAAGGCUCUGGUCCGGGAAGGAUCUCCCUCCAUGGUGUCCUUUAAAGCCACCCCUGAGAUCGCAAGAAUUGCACCACUGAAGCAGAGCUGCUGUCAGGCCUUGGGAACUAAGACUACAUCUCAUCCAUCUUGGCAUCCUGAGAACAGAGCAUGAUUCUGCUCUGUUUGAUGGUGAUGGAGCGUGGAGGACAUUCCUCCAGAAUCUAGCACGUAGCGUAGCACCUGGCACAUAGCAGGAAUGCAAACAAAA
Molecule: messenger RNA, 630 nt
Organism: Balaenoptera musculus (blue whale)
Lineage: Eukaryota; Metazoa; Chordata; Mammalia; Artiodactyla; Balaenopteridae
Gene: TSACC
Product: TSSK6 activating cochaperone
Exons: 5
Cellular component (GO): cytoplasm
Molecular function (GO): protein-folding chaperone binding
Source: RefSeq, a predicted model, not a curated record